Cynara cardunculus var. scolymus (artichoke) is the source of this 807-nucleotide messenger RNA. Its product is annotated as dirigent protein 22-like. Lineage: Eukaryota; Viridiplantae; Streptophyta; Magnoliopsida; Asterales; Asteraceae. The transcript has a single exon. The record is from RefSeq and is a predicted model, not a curated record. The coding region runs from base 115 to 684 and encodes 189 amino acids.
CAUCAAAGACACGAGUUCCGUUCUUCAAGUUUCAAUCUUCUCAUUCUUACGAUUUCCAUAUUCUUGUAAACCGGAAGCUUUUACUUGAUAACAUCACGGCUUCUGACCCCCAAAAUGAAGAGAGAAAGUAAGCUUCUGAUAUUAUGCACCAUUUUCAUGGCUUUCCCAUUGGUGCACAGCAUUUCUGAAGGUCCAAAAGAAGUGCAACAAUGGUUCAAAGAGCUGCCAAUCAAGCAAGAAAAGGUCACCAAGCUACACUUCUAUUUUCAUGACACGACCACCGGACCAGCCCAAACCGCGCAUCAAAUAGCCGAAUCCAACAUCAGCUCGACCACGAUCACCCAGUUUGGUCGAACCUUCAUGUUCGACAACCCACUAACAGUCGAGCCAGAUGUAAGGUCCGUGAGGAUCGGUAAAGGCCAAGGGUUCUUUGGUGCGGCAUCUUUUGAAGAGCCUCGGUUUCUUAUGAACCUCAACUUUGUGUUCACAAGUGGGAGGUAUAACGGUAGCACCCUCCAGUUUUUGGGCAUGAACCCGAUACUGCAUCGGGUUCGUGAGAUGUCUAUUGUUGGUGGGACCGGUGCUUUCCGGCUAGCACGUGGGAUUGCGACGGCUCAGACGUAUUUUUUGAAUGAUACGUCGUCCAUCGUGGAAUAUAAUCUUGUUGUGGUUCAUUAUCGUUAAGCGGCUUGUCAACGAUAUGAUUUUCUUCUUGAUUUCUGAUUUUGUUAUCCGUUUUUAUCAUUUCAUUCAUCUUUUUGAAAUAUCUCUAUUGAUUUUAGUUACUUUGGCUGUUUGGCAAUUGCU